AUGGCUGCGACGCAGGCAGAGACUCAGCGUAGCGAAGCGAACGUUGAGCAGAAUCCAUCGGAGCAGCUCAGUGAAUCUCGGAACGCUUUGUUACAAAACGGCACCGACAAAUCCGUCGGGCGCGUUCCGCCCGAUGGCGUCGUGAACACAAAGAGUAAAUCGCCGAUGUCGGCCGAACCGGGGCAGCCACGCGACGGUGGCGACGUGCCCGGUCACGAUCGAGGCGGUGAAAGGCCAGUUACAGACCAGUACGGCCAGUAUAGAUAUCCUGAAAGUGCGGAAGCUUACUAUGCGUCUCGGCCUGGAUUUCCCGGCAAAUCACGGCCUCCUUCGCAACAACCGCGCUUUUUCCCUGGACAAUCAGUGUCGCAGGCGCCCGGCCCCACGCCUACGCUCAACUCGUUAUUGCAGUCGAGUGGGGCACCGCCUCACCGUUAUCCUAAUAGUUAUGAGCAGCCUCCAGCGGGCUAUGGCCCAGCUCCUGGUUGGCCGCAGCACAGGCCUAUGGCGCCUUACAACCCACAGAGCCCAUAUAGAAAUUCUACGCCGCCUCGGGGCUACGGAGGCCCCCAAUAUGCGGGAGCCCCAGGCGGACCACAACAGCCCCCGGGCGCUUACGGGCCGCCAGGCUCAUAUCCUCAACGGUAUCCACCGCCGCCAGGUCCCCCGGGUGCACCUAACUCAAGACCGCCGUUCUCGCCACAUCAGGGUUAUGAGCGAGGCGGUUCACCUCAGCCUCCGACUCAACCGCCGGGUGCGCCGAGCCCUGGUGCUGCUCAAAGCGCACCCGGCGCCAUGUCACCUACGCAAGACUCCCAGCAUCCUCCACAUAUGCCGCCACAUGGAGUUCAACCUCCGCCACAUCAGGGAUAUCCACCACCGCCGAGGCCUCCUCAGCCGUCCACCCCAAACGCACACGAUCCAGAUUCGGAUCUGACCGGUCAGAACAGCAAUGACUCUGGCGGUAGCGGCGGCGCGGGGCGCGCUACCACACCGCACCUGAGACCGACGCCAAGCCCAACCGGCUCAAGCGGCUCUCGCUCCAUGUCACCGGCUGUUGGCACGCAGAACGUAGCGAUGCCGCCGCGAACGUCGUCGUCUUUAUCGGACGGCAGCGGGCCGACGGCGCGUCCCGGUGCGGGCGGGGCGCCCGGGGCGCCGACUCCUGGAGCCGGCCCGCCACCUGGCGCUAUGGUAGCUCAACCAUACGCGCAUCAUCCAGCUUACAAAGCACCACAUUACCCACCACCGCCACAACCCUAUGGCUACCCGCCUAGGAACCAUCAUCCGUAUCCAUAUGGAUAUCGUCCACCGCCCCCACCACAUCCACCGCAGCAUUACCCGCCACUUAAGCAGCAACCCCGCCACAUGGGUCCGCCAGGCCCAGGUGGACCGGGUGGUCCUGGUGCGCCUGAAGGUGCUAUGCCGCCACCAACCGCACCUGCGGAACCACAUGAUAACGGGCCUGCGGCACCCGCGACUGCACUUGUAACCACUGGACCUGAUGGAGCGGCGUUAGAUGAAGGCAGCCAACAAAGCACGCUCAGUAAUGCUUCGGCGGCAUCCGGCGAAGAAGCGUGCGGCGGGGGCUCGGGUUCGAGCAAGGGCGGUUCCCGCAAGGAGUACGGCGCAGGCAGCGCAGCGCCCUCUCCCUCGCCUGGCGGCGGUUCGCAUUCCUCACUACACGAUGACUACGACGCGUCGCCCUCCUCGUGGCCGCGUCCGCCUUCUAGUCCCGUAUUUAACAGUCACAUACCGCCGGAGUCCUACAGAUCAAAGGUUUAUAUCAAGUUAAAGAUCAUUAGCAUGUGUAGUGCUCGAUAUGAUUAA
Molecule: messenger RNA, 1830 nt
Organism: Arctia plantaginis
Lineage: Eukaryota; Metazoa; Arthropoda; Insecta; Lepidoptera; Erebidae
Source: the annotation of a GenBank genome assembly